UGCCUGCCAGGCGUCUAAAGAAACCAACCUAUCUGCGCGGCCGGGCGUAGGCGAGGUUACCCGCCAUCCCCUUCUACUACUUGGAAAGGCCCAGUUGGGCCGGCGAGCGAGGCUGCGAGCGCGCUGCUCACUUUCCCAGACGUCCUGCUGAGGAAACUGGCUCCGCGCACCAACAUGGCGGGCGGGCUGUGCGGCCCGCUGCUGACGGCGCUCCUGGCCGCCUGCGUCACCGCGGCGGCGUCCGAGGCCGGUCCCAAGCAGGCCGUGAUGCCGGAGGAGCAGAGCUUGGUGCUGCCCAUGACCGCCUCCAACUGGACGCUGGUGAUGGAGGGAGAGUGGAUGCUGAAAUUUUAUGCCCCUUGGUGUCCAUCCUGCCAGCAGACUGAUUCAGAAUGGGAGACAUUUGCAAAGAAUGGUGAAAUACUUCAUAUCAGUGUGGGGAAGGUAGAUGUCAUUCAAGAACCAGGUUUGAGUGGCCGCUUCUUUGUUACCACUCUCCCAGCAUUUUUUCAUGCAAAGGAUGGGAUAUUCCGCCGUUACCGCGGCCCAGGAAUCUACGAAGACCUGCAGAAUUAUAUCUUAGAGAAGAAAUGGCAAUCAGUUGAGCCUCUGACUGGCUGGAAAUCCCCAGCGUCUCUAACGAUGUCUGGUAUGGCUGGUCUUUUCAGCAUUUCUGGCAAGAUAUGGCAUCUUCACAACUAUUUCACAGUGACCCUUGGAAUUCCUGCUUGGUGUUCUUAUGUCUUUUUUGUCAUAGCCACCUUGAUUUUUGGGCUUCUCAUGGGUCUGAUCUUGGUGGUAAUAUCAGAAUGUUUCUAUGUGCCACUUCCAAGGCAUUUAUCUGAACGUUCCGAGCAGAGUCAGAGGUCAGAGGAGUCUGUUCGGGCUGAACACUUGCAGGAUGCAGAGGAGGAAAAAGAUGAUUCAAAUGAAGAAGAAAUCAAGGACAGCCUUGUAGACGAUGAAGAAGAGAAAGAAGACUUUGGUGAUGAGGAUGAAGCAGAGGAAGAAGAGGAAGAGGACAGCCCGGCUGCUGGCGUGGAUGAGGAGCGGAGUGACCCCCAGGACCAGGGGUCCCUGAGGGAGACCCAGAAGGAAGUAGAACCUGAUGAGACUGAAGAAGACGCCCCUGAGCAGCCCCGGCGUUCAGCUGACACAGAGAUGGUAGAAGACACAUUGAGGCAGCGCAAAAGUCAGCAUGCCGACAAGGGACCAUAGGUUUAAGGACAGUAUUCGCAAGAAUAUAGACCAGAGGAAUAUGCUUCCCUCUGGUCUGCAGUUUAAACCAAAUCCUUAUUUUUGUCCUGAGUGAGCAAGUCUUCUAAAAAAUGAUCUCUAGUCAUGUAGUGUCAUGGAAUUAAGCCUAAUGUAUACUAAUGAGACUCUUUCAGGCAUGACAAUCAGAAUACACAAAAACAAACAUGGUGUUAGGAUCUGUUUGGGGACUUGGGAUAGGCACAGGUUCAUGUGCUGGGGGCUCGAGAGUUUUGAGCAGAGGAAGCAACCUCAGCCCUCAUGAGUACUGUUUGUUGACGGGGCUACAGGCAAAGCAAAACUGCUUGAGCAUCCUCAGGUGUAGCAGAAGCUUGCUUCCUCCUCUCGGGUUAAGUGUUUUUAUCAAAUUAAGAAACAUCAGGCACCAUUGUAUAGGGACACUUUUUUAGAGGUACAAAUUGAGAGGGCCCUGGAUAUUACUGUAGAAAAGAGCUUGGAAGUCAUCGUGACUCUAAAUCUCCUUUGUUUUAUUUCUUACCUUUAACAUUUCCAACUUUCCCACUGUGGGCCUCAGCCUCUCCAUGCUCUUCACAAUACUUUCUUAGCGAGCAGAUAGCAGCUGGGUUUACAUCAGCUAAGUUUAUUCGAUGUAAGGUUUAGAUAAUCGAGAACCACAGCCCAUGAAGCUGUGACAGCCAAACAUCUCAAAUGCAAUGUUGUCACCUUUGGUGAUUCAAAAGGAAGUAGGGAUUUUACAGGAGAGAGUUUUGUUGUUUUUUGCCAAAAUGUAAUAACUUUUUUUUUUUUCAAAAAGUUCCUUUAGCAAUAUUCCUCUUAAAUCCAGAAGUCCCCUAAGUCUUGCCAGUACAAGGUAGUCUUGUGAAGAAAACUUGAAUACUGUGUUGUUUCAUUUCUAUCUCAAGGGGUUCUCUGGUCUUGAACCAUUUUAAUAACUGAAAAACCAUUUCUGGUUUUCCUUUAGAGAUGUGCUUUUGGUGAAAGAAUUAAUGAAAGUGAAUAUCUGGAAAUGAAAGAUUUGGUUUCAUUUCCUUCUUCCUUAAUCUUGUAAAGAAUUUCAUCCUUGUAAAUCUCUCAAUACUCAAUCUACUAAAUGUACCCAGGGGGCCCAAUUUCUUUUUAAAAAUCCAUCCAUCUACUUCUGCCUUACCUGAUUUAUGUCGUAGAAUAAAUUCAUAAAAUUAGAUUCCAAGCUUAUGAAAGAUGACUAAGUUGAUUCUACAUCCCUUGGGUCCAGACAGAAUAAUAAGUAGUACAGCUUUAUGAAAUUCAGAAAGUUUCUUUUUAAAAAGAAAUAUGCAGUAUACUCCUAUCUGGCUGUUUAGAUAACCCUUUCCUUGUAUUAACUUUGAACACGGGAUCACUGGAGGACGGGGGAGGUUCUGAAACUUGCUAUCCUCCUGUGCUUGAAUGAGCCUGUUGCAAGCCUCGCACAAAGAGAGUUUUUAUUCUGCAAGAAUCCAAUUUUUAGAAGUGGCUAUUUUUCAUCUUUCCAACUCAGCUACCUGACAGUCGCAUCCCCCAGUACAGUGAGGGUCACUGAGAGUCACCAAUAGUUUUUAAACAACAUGGCCUCAAAUUUGAGACCAUCACAAAACUGAGGGGCUGGGAAAAUCUUGACAUUGACUCAUUUCCUUUCCCUCCCACAUAGGUCUCUGACAUCCUCACGCAGAGCACCAUCAUUCUGAUGUGGCAGCUCUGUCUCCCUGAUACCAGGAAGUUUUCUGGUUCAUUGCUGAGCUCCCCUGCUGUCACUGGAUUGCUUUCUCUUAAUCAGCUGAAGCAGGUUUUCAUUAAGUUCAAGUUCAGAGGUAUGGAAUAAGAAAUGUUUCAUAGUUUAGUUUUUUUGUAUAAUUCCUCCUCCCUCAUAUUAAAAUAUUCUUUUUUUCUAAGUGAGUGUUUGACUAGAAGAGAGGGAAUGAAGAUAAAAAAUCUAUGUUGACUUUUCAUAAACAUAAGGCCAAUUUUUAAUAGGACCCCAAAUGGUACCUAACUAUAUAAUUUUUUUUUAAUCUAUUUUCUUUCUGAGCAAUAUUAAAAAAAAUAAUUUGAUGUGAGGGGAGAAAAACAUCUUGGAAAAGAGGAUUCAUUAAAAGUUUAAGUGUCUGGCUAUGAAAACCAUUUUUCCUGUUUUUUGUUUUUUUUUUAACGUCCUGGCAAAAGAUGGGGUUUUUACUAAAUAGUCUGAUAAGUACACAUCUAAUUUAAUUUCUUUUUAUUUUCGGCCUUUAGGUUUGUUUUCAACACUCACUGAAUAUACAACUAAAGGAAAAAGUCAAACUAAAAUAAUUUGAAAUCAGAUUAACAUUUCAGUAUUAUUCUAUGGACAUUUCCUGUAGAUAAUAUAUUUCUUCUAGAAGUCAAGUGCAUGGAAACAUGAUUUUGAUUAAAAAAUAAAAUAAUCAUGCUUCCCUGUAUUGCAGUAUCAGUUAUUUAAUUGCACAAUAGUAUUUUGUAUAAAUUAAAAGUAGGUGAAAGAAAUAGAAGUAACUGGGUUCUAGAAUGGAGGUACAAUGCCUUAUGUGUGAGUAGUUGGCGCAGGGUGCCUUUUCAUUGAGUAGAGGAAAGGUUGAAACUUACAGCUACCUUUCUCUUAGUUUCUUUUAUUAUUCAUAUCUUGCUAGAUCUGCUACCCUAUCCCACCUUGCUUAGAGAUCUCAUAUUGAGGCAACAUAUAGACAAUCCCACGUCUUUCUUUCCCUUUGAAGUGUAAGCAUUGAAUGGGCUGAAGCCGGGCUCAUUGAGCUCACUGCAUGGGCAUGUACUUAAUACCUGAUCUCACGUAUAUGAUCACUGUUAGCCACAGACCUCUUCACAUAAAGCAGUUGAAAAUAACUGCUGUAGUAAAAAGUAAACAAGCUUUGGCCGGGUUGGCUUUUGACACUGGAGAAAGCCAAAUUUUGACUUUUUUUUAUGGCCCCAAACCCUUGUUGAUAGCUAUGGUGUUGCUAUGAUUUGGGAAUAUAUAAGCCUGCAGAGCCUGCACCCUGUACCCCCUUUGGGGUAGAUGAUAAAAAUGUACUGUAGGGCAAGUAUUUAACGUGACUUUUUAUUACCGAGUCUUUCAAGGGUGGAGCUUGUUAUGUUGAUUUACAGGAUGGAGAACAUUAAAGAGUCAAAAAAAAAAAAAGGGAAAAAAAGAUAGGGUACGUUUCAGCAUACAGCCUUAAAUUGAUAUGAAGUGAGGGAAAUAAAGGAGAAAUUGAUGCUUUCACUAAUGUGCGUCAAUAUUUAUCUGUCCUUUAUCUCAGUGUUGAGGUUAUUCCUGCCAGUAUUGUAAGCGUGUGGUUGACCCAUCCUGUCAAUAACAACGUUUUGGAAAGUAUUCAUGUAGAUCCUUUAUGCCAACAGAAAAGUUCCUUCUUGUGUCUUCUCGUUACCUCAGCCCUGCAUUUUCAUCCUUUCGAGAAUUGUAGCUGGUCUUGAAAAACCAAACGUGGAGUCAUCACACCUGAUGAACCCUAAUGGGGCAUCUGUUUGAACAGCUUUCCUGAACCCGGAGGUUCAUUUGAAAGUCCCUUUUCUGAUAGCUUCAAACCAGGAGAUGGCCUUCAAAUGGCUUAUUCUCAGUGAAAUUUCAUGUGAACUGUGACAUUGUAUAUGCGUGACUCAUACAACUUUGAUGUGUUUCCAAUAUAGGUUAAUCGUAUUUGUUACGAAAUCGCUUCUUUGUGCAAAUGCAAUUUUUAUACUAAAAAUACUGCUUAUUUAUAUUGCAAUACAUUAUAAAUUUAUUAUUUAUAUUC
Messenger RNA from Rhinolophus ferrumequinum (greater horseshoe bat), 4979 nucleotides. It is a transcript of the gene TMX4, whose product is annotated as thioredoxin related transmembrane protein 4. The record is from RefSeq and is a predicted model, not a curated record. The coding region runs from base 175 to 1218 and encodes 347 amino acids. NCBI's taxonomy places the organism in Eukaryota, Metazoa, Chordata, Mammalia, Chiroptera, Rhinolophidae. The transcript is spliced from 8 exons.